AAGUUGUGGGAUCAAGAGGUGGCGCUCUUUAUCAGACCCGAUGUGAAUGGGCCUUGAUUUCACAGAAAAGGAUUAUAAUUUUACAUUUAUGGCCGAAUUUGAUACGUAUAAUACUCUCAGAAACAAUUGUAUUAUCUGCGACCUAGAUAAAUUGAUCUAGUGCAGGAAUCGAAAACAGGACACUGCUCCUGCAAAUGCAACCGGCAGGCUUGACAGACACAGUUUCACUUUUCUGACUGAGCACCACUCCCGAUCCCGUUACUCAGCGAGAGGCGCGCUUGUCAACCGAAUAGCAAGGCACUGGAUGGAUGGAACGACGUACGACUGGUACAGAGGAGCUCGUGGGUCGUAGAAUUGGAACUGGAAGGAGCUAACUUCAUAUCGUCCUUGGCUAAGCCUAAGUUAAUCAACAUAUAAGAAAGGAAAGGGAUUGUGUUUUUUUAAACAUGGCGACUAAAAGAGCAUGGAAGCUACAGGAGCUGGUCGCUCAUAGCGGCAAUGUUAAUUGCCUGGCUCUUGGGCCCAGAAGUGGCCGGGUAAUGGUGACUGGUGGUGAUGAUAAGAAGGUCAAUCUAUGGGCUGUUGGCAAACAGAAUUGUAUCAUUAGUCUGUCGGGUCAUACAUCGUCGGUUGAAAGUGUGAAAUUCAACGACAGUGAGGAAUUGGUGGUUGCUGGUUCGCAGUCUGGCACAAUGAAGAUAUAUGAUCUAGAAAAAGCAAAAGGUGUAAGAACAUUGACUGGUCAUAGAAAUAGUAUUAAAUGCAUAGACUUUCAUCCAUAUGGCGAGUUUGUGGCAUCAGGUUCUAUAGACACAAAUGUCAAGCUAUGGGAUGUGAGAAGAGGAGGAUGUAUCUAUACGUACAAGGGUCAUUCAGACCAGGUCAACAUGAUCAAGUUCAGUCCAGAUGGAAAAUGGCUUGUCACAGCAAGUGAAGAUAAAACGAUAAAGCUUUGGGAUCUAACAAUGGGCAAACUAUUCCAAGAAUUCAAGAACCAUACAGGAGGUGUUACUGGUAUAGAAUUUCAUCCUAAUGAAUUUCUCUUAGCUUCAGGCAGUGCAGACAAGACCGUUCAGUUCUGGGAUUUAGAAACCUUUCAACUUGUCAGUUCAACCAGCGCAGGUGCAAGCGCUGUUAGAACAAUAUCAUUCCAUCCGGACGGUUCCUACCUAUUCUGUGGCAGUCAAGACAUGCUUCAUGCAUUUGGCUGGGAACCAAUCAGAUGCUUCGAUACAUUCUCCAUGGGCUGGGGCAAGGUAGCAGACACCAUCAUUGCAUCGACCCAGCUCAUUGGUGCGUCGUUCAACGCCACCAAUGUGUCCGUCUAUGUGGCAGAUCUUUCGAGAAUGAGUACUACCGGUCUAGCCCAAGAGCCCCUGAGUCAACCCAGUAAGGCACCUUCUGCCAAAGAGGAGGUCCCAUCUAAGCCCCUCACAGCUAGCGGAAGAAAGAACUUUGUCAGAGAAAGACCUCACACUACAUCCAGCAAACAAAGACAACCUGACAUGAAGUCUGAACCUGAAAGGCAAUCUCCCACGCAAGACGAAGGUGGUGCUAAGGAUGAUGACGCGACAGACAUCAAAGACCCAGACAGCUAUGCAAAGAUAUUCAGCGCAAAAUCAAGAGUUGACCGAUCACCGGAGAGAAGUGCACAACCCUUCCCUGCACCGUUGGAUGUUCCUGGUGCACAGGAGCCUCAACCUGUCAAACACCAACCCCAACCAGCAGCAGCAGCAGUGGCGCCUGCCAGCAGAGCCCCUGCACCAUCAGCCAAUGAUUGGCAACCAGCCCAUGCAAAUGUAGCCCCGUCGAGAGUACCUGCUGCCACCAAGCCUGUACCAGCACAAGAGGUUGCUCCUUCAAGCAGACCUGACCCUGCAUCCACCAUCAUCCCUUCAGACAGAAACAAGCCAGCCAACUUAGAUAUGAAUGCAUUCCUACCGCCUGCCAAUGCAAACAAAGCACCUGAUGUAAAUGCACCAUCGUCGAGGAAGCCGAGUGACAGUGAACGGAUGGAGGGUCUGAGGAAUGGGCACAAGUCUAUGUGCCAAGUUCUUUCAAGUAGACACCGGAAUCUAGACAUCAUACGGGCUAUCUGGUCUGAAGGAGAUACAAAGACAUCUGUGCAGUCGGCUGUGAAUAUGAAAGACCAAGCAAUACUCGUAGACAUUCUAAAUAUUAUGCUACUUAAAAAGUCAUUAUGGAACUUAGAUAUGUGUGUUGUUACUCUACCAAGUCUCAAGGAUCUCCUAUCCAGCAAAUAUGAGAACUAUGUCCACACAUCUUGUGCCUGCCUGAAGCUGAUCUUGAAGAACUUCACCGGUCUUAUCAACCAGAAUAUCAAAUGCCCACCGUCUGGUAUAGACAUCACCAGGGAAGAAAGGUAUAACAAGUGCAGUAAGUGUUACAACUACCUUAUCGCCACACGGGGCUACGUGGAGGACAAGCAGCACGUCUCGGGCAAGUUGGGCAGCACGUUCAGGGAACUCCACCUCCUACUAGCCCAACUAGAAUAGGGAGAGGGGCCUCCAUCUUUCCUGACAAGUUUGUGUGUGUUUAAUUGACAAAAUAAGAUAGUCUUUGUCUAUAAUAGCUCUGUUUAUGCUUGAUCAGGGCCAUGUUACAUAAGAGAUACAAACAAUGGUAAAAUCGUGCAUUACUAUAAAGUCUAUGGCAAACCAUGUACAAAAAUGUCAUUAUUACCUGUUGAUAUUGAUUGUAUCUGUUUAUGUUACACCUGCCUGGAGGAGUCGGCAUGGAGCUUGCGUCUUUGCAAAAUCAAAGCCUUGGCAGACAGAAGGACGUACCCCUAUAUUGUUUUGAUGAUAAGAGGCAUCUAUCCCCUAAUCAUGUGGUUUAGGGGAGAAUGCCUGGGUUGUGAUACCCAAAGUCCUUUGGAAGCAUAUAGAGAUUUGCACUUUUCAUUAAAAUAUAUGUUCCUUUCUUCCAUUUUCACAAAAUAUCAUUUUUCGAUAUAGAUUAUACAAAAUUAUCAUGGAAGAGGAUGAAUACAUAAUAGAUUUGUGAAUGGAAGAAAGGUGAUUCCCUAAAAGCAGUAGCCUAUCUGAUAUGCGCCGGGCUAUAGUGGGCAAGUUACUGGUCGCGAAGCAGACUGACGGGCGGGGGCGAAGCCCGAGCGCCUGUCAUCACCGUUAAAGUCAUCAAUAUGCAUAUAUGGUUAUCAUAUGCGUGACGUACAUUUUAUUAUGCAUCACUCAUGAGAUAACCCUUGGCGAUCAACUGUAUUUUUUAACUAAUCAAAUAUCAUCGCAGUCUACGUCACGUUCAAGCAUCGUCGCUUAUUGGUCCGUGUUUGCGGACAGUUAUGAAUAUUUAUAUUGAAUCUUAGUUGGGGGUUCGUAGAAUUUCUACAAACGGAACAAGGUAAAUAACCAGUGAAUAUAAACCCAAGAAGAGAAGCAAUCUUAUUGGAAAGAGUAAAAUGAGAGGAACAAUUUAAA
Lytechinus variegatus (green sea urchin) is the source of this 3461-nucleotide messenger RNA. It is a transcript of the gene katnb1, whose product is annotated as katanin p80 WD40 repeat-containing subunit B1. Gene Ontology annotation, cellular component: katanin complex. Gene Ontology annotation, biological process: microtubule depolymerization; microtubule severing. The transcript has 17 exons. The coding region runs from base 447 to 2516 and encodes 689 amino acids. Lineage: Eukaryota; Metazoa; Echinodermata; Echinoidea; Temnopleuroida; Toxopneustidae. The record is from RefSeq and is a predicted model, not a curated record. Gene Ontology annotation, molecular function: microtubule binding.